Messenger RNA from Calidris pugnax (ruff), 3717 nucleotides. Its product is annotated as T-lymphocyte activation antigen CD80-like. The record is from RefSeq and is a predicted model, not a curated record. Lineage: Eukaryota; Metazoa; Chordata; Aves; Charadriiformes; Scolopacidae. The coding region runs from base 154 to 1095 and encodes 313 amino acids. Gene Ontology annotation, cellular component: external side of plasma membrane. Gene Ontology annotation, biological process: positive regulation of T cell proliferation; immune response; T cell costimulation. The transcript is spliced from 7 exons.
CUUCCGCCCGCGCCCCGGCAGGGACACAGAGUCUCAGCAGCCCUGCGGCAGGAGCCCAUGGCCCGGCCCUGAGCCCUCCAUCUCCUCCCUGCCUCAGGGGGUGGCCUCUGGGCCACUCACCCAGGGAAGCCACAGCCCAGGAACUACAGGAAUAUGGCAUGCCUGCCCACCGCCCCACCAGCACUGGCCUUGAGGAGGUGGCUGGGGCUGGGACUCUUCGUGGGGCUCUGCCUUCAUUUAGGCUGUGCACUGGAGAAGAAAGAAGUCAAAAGCAAACUUGGGGAAACAGUUGGCCUGCCUUGUUGUCAUGAAAUUCCCAGCUCGGAUAGCCUACAUAAUUACCGGGUCUACUGGCAGAAGAACAUCAGGGAGGUAGUACUUGCUUACGCAGAGGGGAAGGAGAUCUCCAAGAACCAGCGGUACGAGAACCGGACAGAGAUGAAUGAUAGAAACUUCACCCUGUGGAUCUCCCCCGUGGAAAUCCCGGACAAAGGCCCUUACCAGUGUAUAGUUCAGCACCUCAAAUCUUCGCAGAACCCAUCUGUUCUGUGUGAUGAGACUGUCACCCUCGUUGUUGCAGCUGAUUUCAGUGAGCCGAACAUAACAGCAGAAGUAACCGCUAGUUCUUGUGAAUCAAUGGAAAUGGUGGUAACGUGUUUUUCUUACGGAGGUUUCCCCAAACCCAAAAUGUCUGGAACCCUCAACAACGAGUCCGUGGUUUGGAAUGUCAGCUGGGUGUCCGAGUCCAGCCUCAGCCCGUACAACGUCACUGGCAAACUGCAGCUCAACGUGACCAAAGAUGUCAUCUUCACUUGUUCCGUUGAAUCCGAUGGCUUGACCAAGUCCGCCAGUUUGCUUCUGAAAAAAACAAAUGACUGCAUUGUCCCUACCGUACCUCCAUCUUAUAAUGUCAUUACUGCUUCAAGUAUCAUCAUUAUCAUCUUCCUUUUGGCUAUCACCCUAGCAGCAAGAUACCUCCCAAGGCAUGUAUGUUCUCGCUGUCAUAAGCCACAGGAUUCAGUGGAAGAGGGUGUGAAAGAAUGUACGAAGACACCCUUGAGCUCUAAAGUGACAUCUGAAACAUCAUCUGUAUGACCAGAUCACAUUUGCAGGUUUGUUAUCCUGUGUAUUCCGCACUGCAGUCCCCACUCUUCGUUGUACAGCAAUGCUUACUGCGUGGACCCUUUGGCUCUCUGAAAGGGGAUGAGACAGCGGUAGAAAGCUGCUCAAGAAGACUGACAACAUUAUCUUGUGUGAAUGAAUACAAAACCCCACCUAUGCCCCAGAAGCUGUGGGGUGGUCUCAUUACAAAGGGGUCGCCGGAAAUCCAGCUGGGAGGACCCUCCAUGUUCCUGGAACGGGGCAGAAGAAAGCCGUCAGCAUCAUGCUGCUCCAGCCUACCAGUUCAAGAGUUUGGGAUCCUCUGGCUUUGAUGCUGUCUCUAUGAAAAUCAGGGGGCCUGCAGAGCCCUAGCUGGUAGCCCACACCCACCUACCCCUUUAGUAACAUAGAGCUGGCCUUUGGGAGACCUCGACACAAUGUCAUGGCAGGCUGUGCUUCCAUGUUGCAACUGGGAGCAGCUAAAACUUCUUUUAUAUUCAGCCUCGCACGGAUAUCUGCCAGGACUCUUCUUUGUGCUGGAGGACUUGAUUUGGACUUGACCAUUGCAGAUACAUGUCCCUUCUCCCCUAGAGAGACAAUAAUGCACACCCUUGUCAUGGAAAAAGCACCUUGAGGUGGGACUGUAUGCCUCAUGCUCAUAUUCUGUGCUACGAGACUUUUUAGGGAACGACACAUACUGAUGGCACACCUAACAACUAACUAAUAUUGCUUAUCUACAGCAGUGGCAGAAGUUCUCAUAACCUUUCUCUCCUGAAAGGAUGGCCUGGCCAACGCAGGUACCGCUGUACAGCUCCUCCAUCAAAUCACUCACUCAUCCAGGAGCACACCCGACACAGCACAGCCCACUGGUGGCGGUGCAGGCGAGUGCACACCUUUGCACACACACACACACACACACAUGCACAAGCUUUUAUAUGCAUUCCUUCCUAUCCACACUCGUAAAGCUCCGUUUAAAUAUUUGUAACGUUCAGUGGCUAUCUCACGUGUAUCCACUGAAAUGAAACAUAACUCAGGGCCUUGCUUUGUAAAUACUUGCUUGUAAUACUUGCUUUUGUUUGUAGCUUUGCCUAGUAAUACUUGUUAGGGUGGGCUCAAUACCUGUAGGAGAUUCUUCUGAGUCUCUCACGGCAGCGCAGGGAUUUACUUGGUGCUCUGAAGACUGCUGCUUUCUGCCAGUGUUUUCUCUACCCAGCCAGGACUUGAAGGACAUUCCCUACAGGAUGCUAACACUGGAUAGGACUGAUCUGAUCUGGGUGAUAUUCUUGCCUACUGUGUAGGAAAAAGUGGUUUCUCAAUUUGAGGGGAAAAGAGGAGAAAGACCCAAGCCCCAACAUGCUACUUAAGCUGCUCUGCAUACUCACCUAACUCAACCCUGCCCUGAGUUCGACAGGUUUGUUUUUCUCUUUUGCUCUGACCCACUGCAAGCUGCACCCAGCCCCUUACAGCUCCAUCCAUGGGUGUAGUUAGCAGGGCAGACCGAAGCCUGAAAGCACCACACUGUCUUCUUUGAGGGAAGUUUUGUUGCUUGAGCCAUUUACCUUGCUAGGACACAGCAAAGAAAUAUUUCAUCCAUUUCACUUUUUUUUUUUUUUUAGCAGGAACAUAUUGAGAGAGAAAUUGCUGGAGGAAAUAGGAGCACUAAAAGCGGUUUAUAGAGGAUUGAGCUCUGAGAGGCUAAGGGAUCAAGUCGCUAGUGAAAAAUAAAGGCACUGCUCCCUUUCUGCUCCUGCAGAGUCAUGCUGCCCCAGCAGCUUUUUUUACUGCUUUUCCAUUGUAUGCAGUGAAACGGGAACUUCAGAACAUUCUUGUGGAGGGUUUUUUGACAGAGGAAAGGAGGUAAGGUGGGUGAUAAGGAAACAAUACUCUUCGCCCUUGUGCAUUCUGGUUGCAAGCAGAACACAGGUGACACGGAAAGCAGUUUUAGCAAAUGGCAGCCUGAUGUUAUUGCAGGAUUUGGUGUAUGGGGAAAGGUGCCUCAUACUUUUCACAUUUCCUUUUCUUUUGGUCUAUGUUUGUACUUUCCAGCACAAACUACUGGCUUCUUGCAGGCUGAACACCCUAUUUUUGUAUUCACUUUGAUAAUUUUCAAUAUUAUGCUUCCUCCCCUGCUAUAACCACGACACAUUUCCACCUUACCAACCACACCACAGCACUGACAAUUGUACCUGCAUGUUUCCCCCUCUAUCCCACGCUCUACUUCUGCUCCUGACUGGUGAUUGCACAGCAUCCUGGAGAAGAGUUUGCCUUUUGCACUGUGCCAAACCUUUCUACAUCACCACAGACUCCUGUGACACUUUAAGUAAGUCCUUCUAAAGGAAACAAGAUGUGUUCAGCAUCAGCUUGUUUUUAUAUUCUUGAUGGGUGGGUAUUUGAUUUAGUUUUUCCUUAAGCACUUAUACUAUGAAUCAUGUUUUCUAUUGCCUUAUGCUGUAUUCAGUGAAUUGCACACAAAUGGUUUCCGUGAGACCUUUUCAGCCUAUUAUCUGGGUCGUUGUACCAGGUGACCUGCUCUGUGUAUCAUGGGUAUUUUGUACAUAACAUUUUUUUCCCAGGGUUCCUCCUGCAAUUGUAUUAAAAAAUAAAUGGUAAACUCAG